AUGCCAUCCAAGCGAAAAUCCAUGAUGUUUGCUUCUGCUUUUUUCACCAGUGUCUGCUCCUUUGUGAUAGUUUGCUUUGUUCUUGCAACCAAAAACUGGGUCUCAAGUAAAAUUUACUACACUGGCAACAAUUCAACUGGGAUGACAACAAUUACAUAUGGACUGUUUGAAGGCGUUUGCUCAAUUAUGGCGGACCUUAAUGCACCAGAAGGUUCUUUCCAAGUUGCAGAUUUGAUGGGAAAUGAAACAGUGAAGAAUUUCAACACUGUGAUUAUCAUUCUGCUCAUUCUUAUUUUGCUCAGCUCCUUCCUCAGCUCUGGAUUUACAUUCUACAAUGUUAUUAGCAAUCCCUAUCAAACAUUUUUGGGUCCUGUUGGGGUCUAUACCUGGAAUGCCAUAUCUGGCAUCUGCUCUCUUCUCACCUUGAUCCUGUUUGCUGUGAAUGUGGAAGUGAAUAAAAUGUCCUUUGAGCUGGUUGUCCAACACUGCAGUUGGGUAGAAAGCCAGACGAAAACUGGACAGUCCAACGCUUAUGCAUAUUCAUACUGGAUCAUACUUCUUAUAAUCCUUCUCAAUGUAGCAACUAUUAUCAUCAUUGUUUUUUACCAACAUGCAAAGUAUUCAAAAAGGAAGGAACAAGAGAGACCGAUGGAAAAUGCACCAAAAGAUGGCAUUUUAUUUUAG
Messenger RNA from Elgaria multicarinata webbii, 684 nucleotides. It is a transcript of the gene CLRN3, whose product is annotated as clarin 3. The record is from RefSeq and is a predicted model, not a curated record. Lineage: Eukaryota; Metazoa; Chordata; Lepidosauria; Squamata; Anguidae. The transcript has 3 exons. The coding region runs from base 1 to 684 and encodes 227 amino acids.